AUGACCCUUUCAAGUCGAGAAGCCGAGGAAACAGCAGCAGUCCUGAGACUUCUGGUCCGAGGUCAUGUUCUAUAUGCAUACACUUGCCGUCCCUCCGUUACCCACCCGGCCGCCUGGUCUCCCAAUAUUUCAGCAUCCCCUUCUAAAGGUCGCUUUGAUCUUGCCCUCGACCACUCUCUCAAAGACAUGCACUGGAGAGUCCGCUUUCUCCUCCACCUCGCCCGUACCCUCAUCUUGCCGCCGUUGACAGUGCUCGCUGUCGUGUGGCGUUUCCAUUUAAACUUCUCCGUUGCCCAACUCGUCUUAGCCUCCUUGUCCGCUAUCGUCCUCACCGUCCAGCUCCGGGCACGCUGGACGCGAUACUCUGACCAACUCAAGGCGUACAACCUCAACUCACGAACCAUCCCUAUUGCGCGAGGCAAAUGGCCAGGCAAUCUAGAUUUGCUCUUGCGCUUGAUGCAAACACCUCGCAAGGCCUAUGUCGGAGAAAGAAUCUACGAGCUGUUUGAAGAGUACAAGACAGAUACGAUCAAUCUACGUCCGCUCGGAAUGGACCUCAUCAUUACAAGGGACAAUGCCAUCGUUAAAGAAAUUCUCGCCACCAACUUUGCUGGGUGGCACAAGGGAUGGAAGAGUAGAGAGCGUCUGUUCGACUUUUUUGGCCGUGGCAUCUUUGCCGUAGACGCGGACGAAUGGAGAGCCCAUCGUGCAAUGACCAAGCCGUACCUCUCCAAGGAGCGAACCGCGGACGUUGAUACCUUUUGGCGGUAUGGCAAACAAACGGUCCAGCUUCUUGGGGAAAUAGCCAAGCUCGACGUCCCGGUUCUCGACGUUCAAGACCUCGUUUCACGCUUCACAAUGGACACAAUUUUUCAGGUCAUGCUUGGUGAAUGCAGCGGAACACUCCGCGGCCACCUUCCGCGCGCCGGACACGCCCAAUUAGGUGCCAUGGGAUCUGCACAUGAAGCGUCUACGGGCGACCCUUUUGACGCCUUUAUCACCGCCUUUGGCCGUGCGCAGCUUCUUGUGGCCCAGAGGACGGUCCGUGGGCAGCUUUGGCCACUAUGGGAGCUCUUUGACAACAAGAUGGCCAAAGAGAUGCGAAUCGUCAAUGCCUUUCUCGAUCCUCUCGUCGAGGCAGCGCAAAAGAAGAAAGCCUUGGAUAGUGAAGACUUGGAGAGAUUGGAAUUUCGCGAGCAAUCACUGCUCGAUGAACUUGUGCGCUCCAUCGAUGAUCCCGUCGUUGUUCGUGAUGAAUUGUUCAACAUCAUUCUCGCAGGCAGGGACUCUAUGGGUUCAUUACUGACGUUUACAAUCUACCUGCUCUCCCGUCACCCUGGUUCGUACCCACCCCAAACCCGUUUCAUGAUGGCGUAUAUUGAUUAUCCUAUACCUGUAGAGGUCGAGGCAAAGUUGCGUACCGAGAUUCUCGAGGUAUGCGGCGAUACCGAAGCACCGCCGACAUAUACCAUGCUCAAGAAAUUGAAGUACAUGCGUGCUAUUCUCAAUGAGACGCUGCGCUUGUUUCCUCCUGUUCCUCUGAAUCACCGGACGAGUGUACACGAUUGUACCGUUCCUGUAAUGAAUGGCGGUCUGGACGUAGACAAUCGUCCCUUCUUCGUCCCAGCUGGGACCCAGAUCAGUUAUUCAUCACUUCUCAUUCAGCGCUCCGAGACCUUGUGGGGGCCCACCGCCGAAGAGUUUAGACCUGAGCGAUGGCUCGACCCAAAGGAGGCUGCGCGGUACCACACCAAUUUCCAGUUUAUCCCGUUCAACGCUGGUCCACGUAUCUGCUUGGGUCUCAACCUCGCUUACAACCAAGUCUCGUUCCUUCUUGCUCUCAUAGUGCCCAGGUUCAAGUUCCAUCUCGCCCCGGAGUAUCAGCCUCUGGGCUCUGCGCCGCUCCCAGAAUGGCAAGAGGAGAUUCCGAAUGUCAAGCAGAUGAAGCGCGUUAAAGAGGAGAGAAUCUGGCCACUGUCGAGUAUUACCUUGUACUCAAAGGGUGGUCUAUGGAUGCGUGUAGAGAGUCUAGAGGAUUGA
This is a messenger RNA of Serendipita indica DSM 11827, 2040 nucleotides long. The record is from the annotation of a GenBank genome assembly. NCBI's taxonomy places the organism in Eukaryota, Fungi, Basidiomycota, Agaricomycetes, Sebacinales, Serendipitaceae.